AUGUCCUCCCUUAUCACCAACACCUAUUUCAAAGCCUAUUACAACGAUCCAACUCCAACAGAAAUCGGUAUCAUGAUCUCAAUAUUAGAAAUCGGUGCAUUGGGAUCUUCGUUCAUAGCCGGAAAAAUCGCCGAUAAGGCAGGUAGACGAAGAACUAUUAGAUAUGGAUCGUUUAUUUUCAUCAUUGGGGGGACUUUACAAGCUGCUUCUACCAAUAUUUGGUAUCUUAGUCUCGGGAGAUUGAUUGCUGGUGUUGCGAUUGGAUUUUUGACUACGGUUGUGCCGUGUUAUCAAUCGGAGAUUAGUCCUUCCCAUCAUAGGGGUUUUUAUGCCUGUUUGGAAUUUACGGGGCUCAUUAUUGGGUAUUCUAGUAGUAUUUGGGUUGAUUAUGCGUUUUCAUAUAUUGAAAGUGAUUGGAGUUGGAGAAGUCCCUUGAUUCUUCAAGUAGCUAUCGGGAUGUUGUUAUACUUAGGUACUUUUGUGAUUGUGGAGACUCCAAGAUGGUUAUUGGAUCAUGACCAUGAUGUUGAAGGAAUGAUCGUUAUAGCUGAUUUAUAUGCCAAUGGAGACGUCGAAGAAGAGAAUGCAAAAGAUGAAUAUCGAAACAUCAAGGAAAGUGUCCUUAUUGACCGGAUUGAAGGCGGUGAAAGAUCUUAUAAAUAUUUAUUUCAACGAUAUGCAAAAAGAUUAUCAGUAGCUUGUUUUUCACAAAUGUUUGCUCAAUUUAAUGGAAUUAAUUUAAUUUCAUAUUAUGCCCCUUUAAUAUUCGAAUCGGCCGGUUGGGUAGGUCGUGAAGCCAUCCUAAUGACAGGUAUAAAUUCCAUCAUCUAUAUCAUUAGCACAAUCCCUCCUUGGUUCUUGGUUGAUGAUUGGGGAAGAAAACCAUUAUUAUUAUCCGGAGCAAUCCUAAUGGGUCUCCCCUUGUACAUCGCCGCAUAUUCCUUAUUCUUAAACAACUCCUUCACUCCCGUCACGGUGGUUGCAUGUAUGCUGAUCACAAUGGCGGCGUUUGGAUAUAGUUGGGGACCAAUCCCUUGGUUAAUGAGUGAAGUGUUCCCUAAUAGUGUUAGAUCAAAGGGUGCAGCAGUCAGUACAGCCACGAAUUGGCUUUGUAAUUUUAUAGUUGGGUUUGGAUCACCGAUUUUAUUGGAUUUGAUAAAGUGGAAGACAUAUUUGAUACCGGCUACUUCUUGUGCUAUUUCAUUUUUUGCCGUUGGAUAUUUAUUCCCUGAAACUAAGGGGAUUAGUUUGGAAGAUAUGGGGUCGAUCUUUGAUGAUAAAUCUUCGAUUUUCUCGUAUCAUUCAAAUGGAACUCCGAGCGGAGCAUCAAAUAGAAGCAUUCGUCAUUUUGAUAGUGAGAAUGGUUCCAAUAGUGAUAUUUUACAACAAUCUCAUGCUUCACUUGUGAGAAGUGCUAGAAGUCCAACACCUCUCAUGAGACAGGAAUUGGAAGGUAAUAGUUCAAACCCACAAAUUACAACUCCGUUAUUAAAACCGGAUACAAUGGCUCCGUUAAUGGGUUCAGUAGAUGCAUCGUUGCCGAUUGAUAAUUCGGUCGUGCAAGAAAUUGAACCGCCAUCGUUUGAACAAAUCAUUAGAUUCAAAGCGAAACAAUACAGGAAACCAAAUAGAUUCACUUCAUUACUUUCUAGACAUAAGAGGUGUGAUUGUACAAGUGAAGAAUGUAGUAUUAGGAGUUAA
This is a messenger RNA of Hemisphaericaspora subhashii, 1701 nucleotides long. RefSeq names its product Hgt3p (gene HGT3). Lineage: Eukaryota; Fungi; Ascomycota; Pichiomycetes; Serinales; Debaryomycetaceae. Bases 1 to 1701 code for a protein of 566 amino acids. The transcript has a single exon. Gene Ontology annotation, biological process: transmembrane transport; carbohydrate transport. Gene Ontology annotation, cellular component: membrane. Gene Ontology annotation, molecular function: carbohydrate:proton symporter activity. The record is from RefSeq and is a predicted model, not a curated record.